This is a messenger RNA of Acanthocheilonema viteae, 888 nucleotides long. The record is from the annotation of a GenBank genome assembly. Lineage: Eukaryota; Metazoa; Nematoda; Chromadorea; Rhabditida; Onchocercidae.
AUGCGUAACAAAAAGCGUAUGGAUGUAGUAGCAACUACGGGUAGCUUAUUUGCAUUGACAUUACUGGUUAGGCCAACAGAUGGUUCGGUUGGCGACAAGCAUCACAUCUUUCUGGAAUGUGUGGAAUGGUGUAUCGUAAGAUAUGGCUGUCCGCAGAGAUAUGAUGAAAGUGGUUGGAUCUUUGGCGAGUGUUUCAGAUGUCGUUACAGUUGUAUAUGGAAAACUGUGAAAUAUUUUGAUGAUGUUUUACGUCUUUCUGUGCCACAGUUUUAUGGUAAAUGGCCGUUCUUAGCUGUUUGGCUACCAUUAAUUGUACCUGUUCCCGUUCAAGAACUUGCUUCCGUUAUAUUUUCAGUGCUGAAUUUACUCACGACAUUAUCUAUGUAUCGAACAGUUAAAAAUCUGCGCAAUUCAAAUCGUCUAAAAAUCGUUUGGACUACUUAUUCAGUGAUUGGAAUUGUAAUGUGGACAUGUUCAGUCGUUUUUCAUUGGGCUGACUUUUGGUUAACUGAAUAUUUAGACUAUUUUGCUGCAUGUGCAUUUAUAGUGUUCGCACUUUUUGCUAAUAUACUUCGACUACGGUUACAACAUGAAAAUAUGCAUUGCGUGCUCGUUCCUUACAGCUAUCAUUUACUAUAUAUGGCUGGCACAGCAGUGGAAGUUAAGAGAUCGUUCGAAUCGACGAUCGUUGAUAUAUUUAGCUGUAGUGGUCACGUGGGGCCUAUUAUCAAUUCUAUCUUAGAUUUUGUUCCAUUAUACUGGAUUAUUGAUUCGCAUGCGUUAUUUCACUUAGCGACGGUGCCAUUACCAUUACUAAUGACCCGUUUUAUACAGCUGGAAAAUGCCUACGAAAUGCAGAAACAGAUGGAAAAUAUUAAAGAGACCUAA